ACCAGUUAUAACCGCUGCACAAGCGCAGACUUCUAAUCACGUGGUGCAGUAGCUGCCUGUCUUCUCAGAACCAAGGAGCUGCAAAAUGGAGGGAGCUAGGGAGCCAGAACAGCUCAGGAAGCUGUUCAUUGGGGGCCUCAGUUUUGAAACCACUGAGGAAAGUUUAAGGAUCCAUUUCGAACAAUGGGGAAACCUCACAGAUAGUGUGGUGAUGCGGGACCCAAACAACAAGCGCUCGAGAGGGUUCGGCUUUGUGACAUACUCCUGUGUGGAGGAGGUUGAUGCCUGCAUGGCAGCUCGCCCUCAUAAGGUGGACGGGCGUGUUGUCGAACCUAAAAGGGCUGUGUCGAGAGAGGACUCCAACAGACCAGGUGCCCACCUGAGGGUGAAGAAGAUCUUUGUCGGGGGGAUCAAGGAGGACACAGAGGAGGACCACAUCAGGGAGUACUUUGAGCCCUACGGGAGGAUCGAGACCAUUGACAUUAUGGAGGAACGCGCAACUGGGAAGAAGAGGGGGUUCUGCUUCGUAUCAUUUGAUGACAAUGACACUGUGGAUAAAAUAGUCGCUCAAAAAUACCACACAAUAAACACACACAACUGUGAAGUCAGAAAAGCACUUUCAAAACAGGAAAUGAUGGAGGCGUCCAAUCAGAGGAGUAGGGGUGGUGGCUCUGGGAACUUCAUGGGUAGAGGUGGCAACUUUGGUGGCGGCAACUUUGGACGAGGAGGCUACGGUGGAGGAAGAGGAGGUUAUGGAGGAAGAGGAGGAUAUGAGGGAGAUGGUGGGAACUAUAGUGGAGGACCAGGCUACGGUGGUGGACGUGGUGGGGGGGGUUAUGGGGGAGGAGGUCCUGGGUAUGGAAACCAGGGAGGAGGAUAUGAUAACUACAAUGACGGAGGCAACUUGGGAGGAAACUUUGGUGGUGGAGGAGGUGGAAAUUACAAUGACUUUGGUACCUACGGAGGACAGCAAUCCAGCUAUGGCCCCAUGAAGGGAAACAACUUUGGUGGCAGAAACUCUGCCAGCCCCUAUGGAGGUGGCUAUGGCUCAGGAAGUGGAAGUGGCGGCGGCUACGGUUCUCAGCGUUAUUGAUACUUUAAAACGCUAGGGCUUCAAUUCUUAGCAGGAGAGGAGAUGAGCAAGGAUUUACCAGGAAAGCUGCAGGUUACUGUACUUUUUUAGGCAGUCGUCUGAAAGCAUUUAAGAGGAACAGAAGUCAGAAAGUUACCACAGCUUUAACGGGAGACUAAUCCUAAAAAAAGACUGUACGCAAGCUACAAAGUGAAAGAGUGUAGCUAGUACCUUCCUUUGUGGUAGAUGUUCCCCCACUUUAUAUUUUUUCCUUUUGUGCAUCUGAAGUGUAUGUAUUGUGCCUGUGGAAUCAGAAAGUGUUUUUUUAAAUCUUUUUUUUUACUCCUAACUCCAGUCCGUUUUUGAAAAUUCCUACGUUAUUUUGCUGUAGAUUGAUAGAUUUUCUCUGGUCUUCUCAUCUUUGUCGUUUUGAAGAACUUGGUUCUGUCAAAAGGGCGUAGACUCAUCAGGCCCUCAAAUUGGCUAGAGCUGUCCUCCCUUUUUAUUUAUUUUUAUUUUAUUUUUUUUCUCUCUGAAGUUUAAUAUGAUUCUCCAUAUCAAGUGUAUUAUUAUUUGUAUUUCGAGAACAGUAUGUAUUUCAGUAAUUUCAUUAGUGUGACAAGUGGUUAUAAGUAGUGCAGAAAACAAUUUGAGGAAAUGUUUUACACUACUUGUAUGCAGUAAACUGAAUUCUAGAUUGUUAAAAUAUUUUUGAAAAGUGGAAAUAAGUUAAAUAAAGUUGUGUAGUAAAGUC
Molecule: messenger RNA, 1826 nt
Organism: Coregonus clupeaformis (lake whitefish)
Lineage: Eukaryota; Metazoa; Chordata; Actinopteri; Salmoniformes; Salmonidae
Product: heterogeneous nuclear ribonucleoprotein A3-like
Exons: 11
Coding region: 86-1093 (335 amino acids)
Molecular function (GO): RNA binding
Source: RefSeq, a predicted model, not a curated record